Messenger RNA from Paramuricea clavata, 1242 nucleotides. The record is from the annotation of a GenBank genome assembly. Lineage: Eukaryota; Metazoa; Cnidaria; Anthozoa; Malacalcyonacea; Plexauridae.
AUGAAGAACAAAAAAUUGUCAACCCACCAGAGCGGGAACAAGAAACAUCACUCAUGCGAAACAUUGAAUCUUUUGACCGGAGAUACUAUCCUAAAGGCCAUGGAUGGGAAAUUGGUUACUGCACUGAUUCUAAUAGAUCUAUCUAAAGCUUUCGACAGUGUAAAUCAUACUUUUCUCCUUACAAAACUUAGCAACGUCGGGGCUUCUCCAAGCGUUGUAAAAUGGUUUGAGAGUUACUUGACCGGAAGAACUCAAUCAGUCAGAAUUGGAUCAACUGUGUCUACUCCUCUCCCUGUUUCUUAUGGUGUACCACAGGGUGCAAUUUUAUCACCUUUACUUUUUAGUAUUUAUACUAACGAUCUGCCCUCAUCAGUCCACCAUAGUAAACUUGAAUCGUACGUGGACGACUCCAAGAUAUUACUAUCUUUCACUGUGGCUAACGUGGACUGUUUAAAGCAACAACUUGAGGAAGACUUGUAUUUGAUUGCAAACAGUUGUUCCGAAAAUGAAUUGCUUAUUAACCCGGGAAAGACCAAAUACAUGCUGAUUGGCACACGGCAAAACCUACAACAACUUCCCGUAGAUAUGACCAUAAACUUCCUCAACGAGACUAUUACCCCCGUCUCCUUUGCCAAAGAUCUAGGAAUGACAAUCGACUCUUAUUUGACAUAUGACCAGCACAUCACCAACCUGGUUUCCUCAUGUAUGAAUUCCCUGUGCCAAAUAAACCGAGUCAAAAAAUGUUUCGAUAAAGAAGCUUUAACUCUCAUCGUCUCGGCACUUGUAAUGAACAAAAUGUUCUAUUGUUCAACGGUUUGGUCAAACACUUCGUCUACCAACAUUAAGAAACUACAGUUGGUACAAAAUUUUGCAUGCAGGAUAAUAACAAAUAUUGGAAAGUUCGACCAUAUUUCGCCGGGUUUACGCGAACUUAACUGGCUCCCAGUAAAGGAACAAUUACUACUAAGAGAGGCUAUUAUGAUGUACAAAUGUGUCAAUGAACUUGCUCCACAUUAUUUGAGUGAUUUAUUCACAAAACGUUCUGACAUUCAUCAACGAGAUACACGUAGCCAUGACUCACUGCAAAUACCAUUGUACAAAACUUCUGCAGGUCAAAGGUCCUUUCAUUAUAGAGGCGUUACACUCUGGAAUGAUUUGGACAUAAAGUGCAAAAAGUUAGACUCCCUAAAAACUUUCAAAAACGAACUGAAGCGAAGCAUGCUAGAACAAAUAUAUAAGUAG